Aspergillus affinis is the source of this 2910-nucleotide messenger RNA. RefSeq lists its product as uncharacterized. Gene Ontology annotation, cellular component: nucleus. The coding region runs from base 1 to 2910 and encodes 969 amino acids. Lineage: Eukaryota; Fungi; Ascomycota; Eurotiomycetes; Eurotiales; Aspergillaceae. The record is from RefSeq and is a predicted model, not a curated record. Gene Ontology annotation, molecular function: DNA-binding transcription factor activity, RNA polymerase II-specific; DNA binding; zinc ion binding. Gene Ontology annotation, biological process: regulation of DNA-templated transcription; DNA-templated transcription. The transcript has 3 exons.
AUGUCGACCUACUAUGUGGGACCCUUCGGGCGUAUGUUACCUGUGACCGACGGUCCUUCUUCGGAGCGAGAGCCUGAUCGUCCGGCUAACUUGCCAGUUCCUGGAACAACCCAUCCAUACCAACUUCCACCACCUCGUGCUUCAGCGCCUUUGCAGUUCGGAUCGGAUCCUUUCCUGCACCAGCGGACCCAGGGAGAGAGAACCGACCUUGGAGGACCCCUAUCCGGCCGUUCGCCGGCCCCCAGCCAUCAGCCCGCAAAUGAGCAACUGCCGUCAGUUAGCCAGCUGUUGACCCCGACGGCCCAGGACAGCCGACCAUCGUCACCCUAUCACCCCGUUGGUUUUGGAUUCUACGCAUCUCCGAAUGGGGCCGCAGAACCCUCGCCAUCGUAUCGACAUCAUGAUCCUGCCCCCGUCCUGACGCCGAACCGCAACGGAAUUCCUGACCAUCAACUCCAUUCGGAUCCUCUCCAUCAACGUCACCCCGGUUCAUUGCCUCCUCUCGCUCGUUUGUCUCCGCAUAAUCUGGGACGCGAGGCCUCAGUGAAUCCGCCCAGCCAGGUCAACUCCCCCGUUCCUUCGUUCCCGCAGGGACUGUUUCAUCCACAUGGAUUCCGGCAUCUCGAGAGGGAUCCUGAAGACAGCGGACUCCCCGAUUCCCCUGACGCGAGAGUUUCGGCCGAGAACAAAAGCCCUACGUCAAAUGUCCGUUCGCAUGUGGUCGAUGAGAGGUACAUCGACGGAGAGGGGCUGUGCUAUAUCUACGCCGACGGGACUCGUUGUCCUAAGAUCAUUGACGGAGUCGCUGUGAACGCGAACUGGGGCAUUACGAAGGCCGGGAAGCCGCGAAAACGACUCGCCCAGGCCUGUUUGACCUGUCGCGAGAAGAAAAUCAAAUGCCAGCCGAAUCUUCCGAAAUGCGACCAGUGCCAGAAGUCCGGCAGAGAGUGCCGGUUCGAGAGCGCACCUCGAGGUCAUCGUGCAGCGACGAAGACCUCCCAACCGAUAGGCCGAUACGAAGGACGAGACAGUUUCUCCGCCGGAAGUCACCACUUUUCCGGCUCCUCUCAUUCCAUAUACUCGAUGGUCCGGGCCUCGGGAAGCUCGACUUCGCUCCCGAGGACCAACUCUCAGUCGCCUAUAUCUGACGGCUCGAUGCUCACUCCUUCGGCGGUGGAUAGCACCCAUGACAGUGGGAUGGACUACGAACAUUACAGAUUGAGAGGCCCAGGAUCGAAUCAGAUCUCGGCAGGCGUCGAGGACCUGCCCAGACGUGUGGAUGCUCAAGUGACUCCUGACUACUCUGACAUUCUCACGGGGCUGAAAGACUUGGACCCGGAAGAUCCGAUCGCCUGCGACUGGAGAAUUGAUCCGUACGAAAUGGAUCCCGAGCUCACGCUUCAUUACGUCGAAACCUACUUCACGUAUGUGAACGAUCGGAUGUACUACAUGUUCCCUCGAAGUCGAUUCCUGCUGUGGCUUCGUUCGAGCCAGCCAAAAUCCCUGGAUGACCAUAUGCUUCUUUACUCGAUGAUGACCCUAGGAUCGGUCUUCUCCGAGCGCCCCGACAGGGUGAUAGCAUUGAAGAGAUACUCUCGCACGGCUCGAUAUGCCGUGGAACACAGCAGACACAGCCUCACCCUGCAGCUGGCUCAAAGUCGCAUCAUUAUGAGUCUCUGGUAUUAUGCCAUCGGGGCUCUUGUGAAGUCGUGGGAUGCCGUCGGGGCUGCCGUGCGGACAGUCUGCGGACUACGGUACAAUGUCGAGUUGGGUGGAGUUAUUGUGGACCAAAGUCGAGAAUGUGAAUACGGUUUACAUCCUCAGGCGUUGAUCGAAUGCCGACGUCGAACAUUUUGGGUUGCUUUUCUGAUGGACCGCCUCUCGUGUUUCUAUACCCCCUCGACCACCCUCAUUUCCUCACAAACCGCCUACCUCCGAUUACCUUGCCGCGAAGAGGUCUACGAAGCCCAGCAAUACACGACCGUUCCGUACUUCCAAAGCUUUUUGAAUCAACUUCCCUUGUCCCUCGAAGACGAGCUCUCGGGAUUGAGUGCGAUGGCACUCCUGAUAGACAUCUUGUCGUUGUGGGGAGAAGUUUCCGAUCACGUCUUUCGAUUGUCUUUGAUUCCGGCCGAGGCCUACAGCAGGCUGUUCGGGGAGUUCCAUGCCAAUGUUGUUCGCCGGUCGGACGAGUGGGCUGCCAGACUGCCGGACCACUUGACCUUCACGGCCGUCAACAUGGAACGCAGCAUUCGAGCGAAGAAGGCCGAUGCAUUCAUUUCCAUACACCUCUUAUACCAUGCAACCUUGAUGAAGCUGAAUCGGCACGCCCGAUUCCAAAAUCUUCCGGACGGACUGGUGGAUCGGUACAUCCACGCAACCCGAAACCACGCGGUCGAGAUUCUGCGGAUCUCGGUGGCUCUCAUGCGAUAUGCGGCCGACUACGAGUCUUCCCGGUCGGCUUUGGACCCCAAUGUCUCUAAGGGAACCCUCCUCAACCCGUUUCUGGGGUACGUGAUUCUGUCUGCGGUCGACGUGCUCAGCGCCGGCGGGUUGAUCGUGGACCUUCCCGAGUGCAUUCGCCUUAUUGGCGGUGGCCUCGAAGUGAUGCGCGAGCUGAGCCGGUUUUGGGCCAGCACCGUACCUCUCGUGGCCCUGAUCGAGGCACGGCUGAAUGCGAUGGCCGAGGUGCCUUACCCGACACUAGAGUUGGAGGGCAAGAUUGCCUUCCUUACGAAGAGUCUUUCCCUGGAUAGUCAGAUUCGCAGCAGCGUGCAGAAGCAGGAGUCCUCGGCCAAUGAAGACCUCCUGUACGAAGAGAUGCCGCGCGAACGGCUGUUCGUCGCUCUGGGGGUUGGGAACGUUCCCUUCUCGGAGGACAACAUCCUCUGGGUCAGAGAUCCCAGCUGA